AUGGAGGUUGUAAUCCCACCCAGAGAUCAUGGAGCGUCGUACAGAUACGUUUGGGACGACGACGGUGCCGUCAAGAGGGUAGAAAGGUGCGUUCAAGCCAGGCCCUCUCCUGGUUCCUGCCUCUGCAUUUUCGGCGAUAACCUGACAGUGGCCAGAGUUCCCAAGCACCAAAAAUCGCACCAGAGGGACAGCACGAUCAGCAGACAGACGGUGCCGUGGCCCUUUCUCCGGCACCAGGCCUCCGCUUCCGAUGUCGAGUCGCGACCCUUCACUGCCUUCACCGGCUUCACCGGUUUCACUGGUUUCACCGGCAGUUACCCGGAGCCCCCGAGACGAGCGACCUGGGCACCCGGAAAACGCAACUCGACGGCCACCAUCCUCGAGAACAUCGUUCCGGACUACAUUAUCAAUUACAUCAGAGGAGAGACGCCUGAGACCAUGGCGCGCAGGAGAGAGGAGCGUCACAGACAGACGCAGAGCCCCGACAUGCUCCAGGAGAAUGCACCCAGAGGCGCCAACGUAAUGAGCUCACAUGCAUAUUACGAUGAGGCCACGACAAACACCCUUUCGACGGCCGCGGCCAACGACGACCUGGAACGGAUGCUGCCACCCAACGAGAAGAGGAGGCCUGACGGCACCCUCACUAGAAUGAGCUCAGGGUGGAGGGCCGGCGUCGCCUUGAACAUCGUCAUCGGCAUCCUCAUUGUUGUCGUUGCCAUUGUGUGCCUGGUGCUCGCCGUCGCUGUCGCCGGCAUGGCCAGGGGCGAGAGCCGCCUCUUCGAGGGUGACUGCGCGGUCGCCAGGGAUAUCAAGAUCGGCGUCUUCGUCGCCAUCAACGUCAUCGCCGUCGUGCUGCUGUCGGCCGCCAACUACGUCUUUCAGGUACUGAGCAGUCCCACGCGCGUCGAGAUCGAUACGGCGCACAACGAGAAGCGGUGGCUUCACAUCGGUAUCCCUUCGUUCAGGAAUCUGCGUUUCGUCUCGAAACCGCGGGUCAUCAUGGCGGUCAUCAUUAUGCUUGCGGCCGUCAGUACCCAAGUAGUUUAUAAUGCCAUUGUAUUCUCGACGCAAACCGCCUUCGACCACCAGGUCGUCUUCGUCACCCGAGGCUUCCUUACGUCCGGGCAGUUCAGCAACGCGUCCGAAACCAACGCCGGUGGCCUCUCGCGUACCGACAUCCUCGUCCUUCAGGACCAGGCUUCCCGCGGGGACCUGACACAACUCACAAACGCCGCCUGCGCGGCGCAGUUUGGCGGCGUGUUCCAGUCCGACUUCAGCGCCGUCGUCCUCGUCACCGACGUCGCCGCACCCGCGAACGCUCUCGUGCAGACGCAACGGCCCGGCUCCUCCCUCGCGCAGUUCAUCGACCCGUCUGAUCCCUCGCGGAUCAGGAUCAACCGCUCCUCGGUGGAUUACUGCCUCGCCCGCCCCGAGGGCCCCAAGUCGUGUACCGUGAUCCUUAACGGCUCGCUCCUCGGCGUCAUCAUCGUUCUCAACCUCGUCUCCGUUUCCGCCAUCGGCGCCGUCUACUUCUUUUCCGGCUUCGAGCCCCUCGUCACCCUCGGCGACGCCGUCGCCUCCUUCCUCAUGCAGCCCGACUAUACAACCCGCGGCAUCUGCCUCCUCGACAAGGACGAUGUCAAGCAAGGGCGAUGGGGGUACCGUGAGGCAAAGUACUGGAUCUCGCGAGACCACUUCUGGCUCCAAACCCCAGGCCUCACCACCUGGAUGAUCUGGCUUAUCACCUGGGUUAUGCCUACAGGCCUCGCCGCCGCAGCACUCGGCGUGACACUCGCCCAAGGCCCGACGUCCUCGCUCAGCCCAUUCGGCAGUGCCCGCCCCCACGAGCUGUACACCCUCCCCAGCAGCGCUCCACGCGCGGGCGUCGCCAUCCUCGCCGCCCUUCCCCACCUCCUCCUUGCGGCGCUGUACCUCUCAACUAACACCCUGCUUACGUCCUACUCUCUCUCCCACGAGAUGAGCCAAUACGCAUUGCCGGGCAUCGCCCUCCCCCUCCGCGUCAGCUCUGGGCGUCCACAAGGCGCCCAGACCGCCUCUCUCUACCUGACCCUUCCACGCCCUUAUUCCUGGCUCCUCCUGGGCCUCUUUUCCGCCGCUGGCUUUGUGCUGAGCAACGCCGUUUUCGUGGUCUCGGUCAACGUUCUCCCUGCCGUCAUGGACGAAAAGCCCCCCGCCCCAAUCUACGGCAUCGGCUUCAGCGGCGUCGGGCUCCUCUCCUUCCUCUCCUUGAUGGUCUUCACCGUGGGGCUGGUCCUCGGCCUCGGUCUCCGGCGCGCGGACCCGUCGCCGACGAGCGUCGACGGCGAGAAGGCGGGCAACCCGCUCGUGUUGCGGGGCGGGAGCUGCUCUGCCGUCAUCAGCGCGCGGUGCCACCGCCCCGCGAGGGACAUGGGCGCGGCUUUCAAGAAAGUCGCGUGGGGCGUCACCGACCAGGACCUUGAAACCACCUUCGGCCAUACCACGUUUUCCAGCCAGGCCGUGAGCGUGCUGGACCCCGCCAAGGGCUACGCGUAG
Molecule: messenger RNA, 2535 nt
Organism: Colletotrichum graminicola M1.001
Lineage: Eukaryota; Fungi; Ascomycota; Sordariomycetes; Glomerellales; Glomerellaceae
Exons: 2
Coding region: 1-2535 (844 amino acids)
Source: RefSeq, a predicted model, not a curated record